AUGUCAUCUAUCAAAAAUGCAACGGGGGUCAGACACAACGCCUUUCGUUUGAACGCGCAUAAAAAGCUGAUUUACAACCGAAUGAGAAGAUUCAAUUGGCCCCCUCAGGAAUGCUCGGCUAUACACCCGAUUGAACCGUAUGGGAAACAAUUUUUCAUCUUCAACGCAUUUAAGAGGGACCCCAAUUUUGACAACGAAGUGUCCAACACGGUCAAGCCACUGCUGAACCCCAAUAAUGAAAAAAUCCCGUCAGAGACGGUACUCUGCGUGUGUGAUUUUGCCAAGAGGCCAUUGAUGUUCCUAAAUUAUCUGGACUUCAAAAUAUUGCAAGCCAGUAUGGAUAAGAUUAAGGAGGGAUUUAAGAAAAUGGAGGAGAAAUUGGACAAGACGAACUAUCUGGAUACCAAGUUUGGCUUAAUGCUAAAGUACAAUUUAAACAAAACGUACGGCAUGCAGCGAGUUAAGAAGGGGGAGCAUAACUCGUGGGGAAUGAAGAAGGGCGUGUUCCGAAGCAGGAAGACAUGA
This is a messenger RNA of Plasmodium inui San Antonio 1, 525 nucleotides long. RefSeq lists its product as hypothetical. The transcript is spliced from 6 exons. NCBI's taxonomy places the organism in Eukaryota, Apicomplexa, Aconoidasida, Haemosporida, Plasmodiidae. Bases 1 to 525 code for a protein of 174 amino acids. The record is from RefSeq and is a predicted model, not a curated record.